Messenger RNA from Myzus persicae (green peach aphid), 4475 nucleotides. RefSeq lists its product as uncharacterized. NCBI's taxonomy places the organism in Eukaryota, Metazoa, Arthropoda, Insecta, Hemiptera, Aphididae. The transcript has a single exon. The record is from RefSeq and is a predicted model, not a curated record. Gene Ontology annotation, molecular function: nucleic acid binding. The annotation marks the transcript as partial. Gene Ontology annotation, biological process: DNA integration.
CUGCGUUAAGGGCGUUAGAUCAACCAGUUGAGCACUGGGAUGCAUGGUUGAUAACUAUUGUGACACAGCGGUUGGAUAAGAGCACUGGCCACGGAUGGCAGCUGCACUUGAAAAAUACCGACCUGCCGAAAUAUAAGGACCUUGAAGCUUUCCUAGCUAGUCGUUGCGUGGCUUGGGAAAACUCAGAAGCUGUGAUGUCAAACGAAUCGACAAAUAAGAUUGACACUCAUAGUAAUUCAACAGCGAAGAUCUCUAAACCGACUCACCAGAAAAGGAGUUUGGUCAUCACAGAAAAAUCAGAGGCUCCUUGCAUCUGUUGUAAUAAGUCUCAUAGAGUCUAUCAGUGUGAGGAUUUCAAAAAGAUGACUGUUACGGAUCGUCACAGUAAAAUACGUGAUGCUCGGCUUUGCUUCAAUUGUUUUUCACCUUAUCAUGCAGCUCAUAUUUGCAAAUCAAGAUACAGCUGCCAACAUUGCAACGGAAGACACAACACUCUACUUCACGUGGGCAAACGAUCAGUUCAAGAUGGUACAACCGAAGAUUGUACUUCAGAGAAGGACACACAUAAGCCAAAUUGUGACACAGCAAUACCAUCAACUUCCUGCUGUGCCUCGCAAGCAAAUAGUCACGUAUUCCUGUCAACUGUCGUAGUUUAUAUCGCUGACAGAUAUGGGACAAAACAAAGAUGUAGAGCGAUACUAGACAGCGGUUCGCAGGUAAAUCUCAUAUCAAGGCGAUUGUUCAGAUUAUUGCAAUUGCCCAGUAGAAGUGCCGUGAUUCCAGUCAACGGAAUCGGAUCUAGUCGUGUCCAAGUGUCAGCAGCGGUUGAUAUUCAGGUAAUAUCAAGGGUCAAGGAUUAUAUUAUUGAUCUAUCCUGUUAUGUACUACCAAGCACGGUAUGUGAAUUGUCCUCUUGCUCUACACCAAAGCAUGCGUUUAAAAUUCCAAAUGAGUUAGUUAGAGAUCUGGCUGACCCCUCCUUUACUGAGGCCGGAGCAAUAGAUAUGCACAUAGGUGGUGGGGCAUUUUACAACUUAUUAGAAUGUGAAAGAAUAAGUCUGGGGACAGGCAACAUAAGGUUGCAGAACACCAAGUUUGGAUGGAUGGUAACCGGAGAAAUGAACACAGUGUGUUUACUAAGCAUUGGUCAAGAAAUUGAGGAAGAUUGGAGGUCUGCAAGAAACAACGAAGAUUUAGAAUUUGGGCGUUCAUCGAAGGCAAAUAAAAGGGCUGCGGAAGAGCAACAAACCGUUUUGCACUUCCAGGAACACACAAUUCGUAACGCAGACGGGCGAUUCGUAGUGCGUCUACCAGUGAAGAACAAUUACAAUGAAUUAGGAAAUUCUCUAUCAAUGGCUAUCUCACGUUUUUUCAGUAUAGAAAGAAAGCUCAUUCAUGACACCACCUUGAGGGAAGAAUAUACUAAGUUUAUGUCAGAGUACAUAAAUCUAGGACACAUGCAAGAAGUACCGAAGGGAGGCAGCAUUCCAAACCAAGUAUGGUAUCUGCCACAUCAUGCAGUCAUGAAAUCAACAAGUUUAACUACAAAAGUGAGAGUAGUGUUUGAUGCAUCCGCAAGGGGUUCAAAUGGAUUAGCUCUCAACGACGUACUCAUGAGCGGACCAACGAUACAAGAGGAUGUGUUUUCGAUUUUAGUUCGAUUCAGAAGGUACCAAUAUGCAUUGACUUCAGACGUAGAGAAAAUGUUCCGGCAGGUAUCCGUUGCGAAAAAGGACUGGGAUCUUCAGCGAAUAUUAUGGAGAUCAGAUCCCACAGAGCCAUUGCGCACUUAUCAUUUAACAACAGUGACAUAUGGCACCACCCCAGCAUCAUUCCUUGCUACAAAGUGUUUAGCAGUACUAGGAGAAGAGUCAAGGAUACAAUUCCCAGAAGCAUCGAAGGCGAUACAAAAUGACUUCUACAUGGACGAUCUCAUGACCGGAUCAGACACUGAAGAAGGAUGUUGUCGACUACAGAAGGAAAUAAGCAGUAUCAUGGAUUCAGCCAAAUUGCCCCUCAGGAAAUGGUGCUCCAACUCAAGGACAAUAAUGCAACAUUUAGGGAGAAGUGGAGAAGAUCCAUUAUUUACCUUAGAAGUUAAGGAUGGAGAGACCAUCAAGUCACUAGGAUUAGAAUGGCAACCGGUUAAGGAUCAUUUUCAGUUCAAAACUAAUAAAACACAGAACCGUAGCAAGUUCACCAAGAGAACACUUCUAUCAGAUCUAAACAGGAUAUUUGAUCCUCUUGGAUUCAUUUCACCUGUGUUGUUGAAGGGUAAAAUCUUCUUACAACAAAUAUGGGCAAUGCAAAUGGAUUGGGAUGGUCCACUCUCUCCUGACAUACAAGGGCGUUGGAUGUCAUUUUGCAAGGAACUAGAGCAACUUCCAAGGAUCUCAAUUCCCAGGAAAGUUCAGCCAGAGGUAAGAGAUGAAUUUCACCUGCAUGGAUUCUGUGAUGCCUCGCAGGAGGCCUACGGUGCAUGUCUGUAUGUAAGGUCAAAGGACCGGAGAGGAAGGUGGCAAGCGAGACUUUUAUGCUCGAAAACAAGAGUAGCACCACUCAAGGGUUCUACUAUUCCACGUUUGGAGCUCUGUGGAGCACUGUUAUUAGUUGAAUUAGCCAAGAAGGUGGCUGACUCAUGGGCAUUGAGUAUAAUGAAUUUCUGGUUCUGGACAGACUCUACCAUAGUACUGGGUUGGUUGAAUAGCCAACAGGUCCGUUUGAAAACCUACGUCGCCAAUCGCGUAAGUCAGAUAUUAGAGAACAGUGAAGUUAGGCAGUGGCAUCAUGUUUCAACAGUCGACAAUCCUGCUGAUCUAGCUUCAAGAGGACUAAACCCAAGUGAAUUAUCUGUCUCGGAAUCUUGGUGGAAUGGACCACAUUGGUUAAGUGAACCUGAAGAGAAGUGGAAUCCAUCGCCCGUAUGUUUAAGGCAAGAAGAGUUACCAGAGCAACGAAAAAUCAAGCUAGCGCUGGUGACGUUAAAUCAGUCAACUGACUUAGUAUAUAUAAAAUCAGAUUGGAACCGGCUAGUACGCGCUAUCGCUUGGUUAGCAUUGUUUGUGAAUUAUUUAAAGGCCAAGAAAAAUAUCCAAGUAACAAGAUACCUAACGGUUGAGAACCUGAAGAAAGCAGAGAUUAUUAUUUUUAAAAGAGUGCAAGCCGAAUGCUUUCCUAAGGAAGCAAUUGCAUUAACAAACCGCAAAGAAGUAGCAAGGACAAGUAAGUUAAAAAGUUUAUAUCCCUUCAUGCAAGACGGUAUAAUUCUAGUAGGAGGGCGGCUACAAAAUUCAGAUAUAAGUAACUCGCAGAGACACCCGAUUGUUCUCCCCGCAAAUCACCGAGUAACACUACUCAUCUUUGAAAACCUACACCGAGAAAUGUUACAUUGUGGACCGCAAGCUCUAUUGGCGGAAGUCAGACGUCGUUACUGGCCACUCACGGGCCGUAAGACCGCGAGGACAGUAGUUCGAAAGUGCGUAAAAUGUAUACGAGCAAGACCGAAGUUUAGCACGCCUCUCAUGGGGCAACUUCCGAAGGAUAGAGUCCGUAUGUCGAGGCCAUUUUCCAUGACUGGAGUGGAUUUUGCAGGCCCUUUCAUCGUUAGAAGUGGAAUCCGUCGCCUGACCGGGAAAAAGGCAUGGAAAUGUGUGUUCAUUUGUUUCGCAACAAGAGCAGUGCACUUGGAAAUUGUUGAAGACAUGACAAGCGACGCCUUUAUGGCAUGUCUAAGACGGUUUAUUUCUCGACACGGCCGGUGCGCCGUAAUACACAGUGAUAAUGGAACCAAUUUUGUGGGAGCUCAAAGAGAACUCGCAGCGAUUAUCAAACGAGGGGGUCCUGCGAUGGCGAAAGAAGGAAUCGAAUGGCGAUUCAAUCCACCAUCGGGACCACACUUCGGCGGGUUAUGGGAAGCGGCGGUGAAAAGUGCAAAGUAUCAUUUAAAACGUGUAAUGGGUGAAACGAAACUAACAUUAGCAGAAUUAAAUACACUAAUAUGUCAAGUCGAAGCAUGUCUUAACUCAAGACCAAUCACUCCAAUAGGUAGUGACCCAGAUGAACCUGAAGCUCUGACACCCGCCCAUUUCUUGGUUGGAGGAUCUCUGAGCCUACCUCCAGAGCCCGAUAGACUCAGUGAAGCUCCAGGUGGAUUAAGACGUUGGAAACACGUGCAAUACCUCCUGCAACUGUUCUGGCGAAGAUGGUACACAGAAUACCUGCCACAAUGUCAGGUGCGUGGCAAGUGGGUCAACAAAAGGCAACCAUUGAAGAUAAACGAUAUAGUCAUUAUUAAGGAAGAUAAUCUGCCACCGACAAAAUGGAAUUUAGGUCGAAUAACGCAGGUCCACCCAGGAAGAGAUGGUGCAAUAAGAGUUGUGACAGUCAGAACAGCAGCGGGUACGGAAAUCAAAAGACCCUCUGCAAAACUCUGUGCACUUCCUAGUCAGACAGAUCUAAUUCUCGUUGAAAAAUAG